GAAAGUGCUCCCGAGCUGAAGUGACAUUAUUCCACUAUUCAGCUCAGGCUGGCUGGCUGCUGCACCGGCACCAUGGAGCAGAAGACACCUAAGGACGAGGGCACCGCCAAAGGACAAGAGUCUCUGUCCUACCAGCGGAGGAUGUGGAAGAAUUUCCAGGAGAAAACCAAGCCGUGGCUGAGUCCUAAAUUGGGAUCGGAGCGCCGCGGUGCCAGAGGCGCGGAGGGCAGCAAAAAGGAAUCGGGGUUAUGGAUGUUUAAGAGGAAAAAGAAACCGUUGGACCGGGUUUUUUCGUCGUCUCAGCCGAAUCUGUGCUGCUCUCCGCCGGCGCCUUUCGAAGGGGACAAGACGUCCCAUAGGAGCGACGCGGUCCCCGGCACCAGCGGCGAGGGACACCCUCCACACCCCCUGGGCGCAGCUUCUGGAGCCACCGGGAGCAAACCCGAGUUGACGGCGCACGGGAGCCCGAAACUCCUCGUGUCCCAGCUGGUGAUGUACCAGCAGAAGAGCUCCUCUCUGGGCUCGGCGUGCUUCGAGAAGCUGGUGGUGGACCCGGCCGCUCUGGUGGGAGAGGAGGAGGAGCAGCUGCGUAAAAACGCAAGUGAUUCCGUGAGUAGUAAACACACGCAUCUCGGAGAUUAUCGGUUUCUAGGAAGCAUAUCUCUCGCAAACAUUCAUAAGGAGGCGGGCUACAUUGCCCUGCAAAUGAAAUAA
Messenger RNA from Pseudoliparis swirei, 714 nucleotides. RefSeq lists its product as uncharacterized. The coding region runs from base 73 to 714 and encodes 213 amino acids. The transcript has a single exon. The record is from RefSeq and is a predicted model, not a curated record. NCBI's taxonomy places the organism in Eukaryota, Metazoa, Chordata, Actinopteri, Perciformes, Liparidae.